UUUUAGACUAUUGUUUUAAUUUUAAACGGAAAACGAACAAAACGACCAUGGCUGCCGCCAGCGUUGCUUUUCCAUGGCUUCUCAGAAGAGCAUUUCAAGCGUUGGCUUUCUGUCAACCUCUUCACAUCAACAGAAACCUUUCUUUCUAUGGAAACUGUUGCUCCUUUCCGGUUCAAACUCCACUGAGAAGUUCAGGGUUAUGUCACGUUGCCCAAGUUAUAAAGGGGGAUAAUGAUGUUUUACUUAAAGGAGUGGGUGAUAAAAGUGCUAUCGAAGAAGUGAAACAUAUUCUUGAAAUGGCUAGACGGGCAGCAACAAGAAGAGAGGUCCUCCAUACAGAUUUUCUCACCCCACCAGUAAUAAAGGAGUCAAUGCUAGUUUUGGGAAAACUGGCUGAUGUCAAAGCUGUUGCUCAGGGAGGAUACCCUCAGGCUGAGCGUUGUCGCAUUUCUAUUGGACAUUCAGAAGUAUUGACCAGUGAUCCUGAUGUAGUUGCAGCAUUAAAUAUCACAGGAAACUUCGGCUUUCAACCUUGUUCUCAUGGUGACUUCCUCGGUGCAAUUCUUGGUACAGGUAUUGCUAGAGAGAAGCUUGGGGAUAUUAUCUUGCAGGGAGAAAAGGGAGCUCAUAUUCUGAUUGUUCCAGAACUUGUUGACUUUCUUAUGUCAACCCUGGACAAGGUCGGCAAUGUAUCAGUAUCAUGUAUGCAGAUACCUCUGCUUGCUCUUGAAUAUGAGCCACCAAGGACACAGUCAUUCAAAACCGUAGAAGCAUCACUACGGGUUGAUGCUCUAGCUAGUGCAGGGUUUAAGAUUUCAAGGUCUAAACUAGUUAAUUUGAUCAGUAAUGGAGAUGUGCGUGUGAAUUGGACAAGUGUUACAAAAAAUGGAACAAUUCUCAAGACUGGAGACAUUGUCUCAGUUAGCGGGAAAGGAAGAUUAAAGAUAGGAGAAAUAAACACUACAAGGAAGGGAAAGUUUGCCGUUGAACUCAUUCGGUAUCUGUAGGCUACAUAGGAAGGAAUUUUAUUUUCCAUAAGCUGGAGAAUUUUCAAAUAUUGGAAGCCAAAGGGAGAUAUUUUUAAAGGUGAAAGAAAAAGGGAUGAAUAGUUGCAAGCUUCCAUGCCAAUAUUUGGGUAAUGACAAAGGUAUUCCCCAGUAAUGCUUAUACAUAAUAGCUUAUUCUCUUUCGAUAGUUAAAUUAGGGGUAUAAGGAUUUGAACUUGAGACCUUUUUGUUGUUUGAGCUAAGAUGUGGCUACCAUUAUUAGUAGUGCAUCGACUCAUCUAUUUUUUUCUUCAAAAUUCUUCUAAAAGAUUAUGCUUUUCUUCAAGAUUGAUGAUAAUUGCAUAAUGCUGGCCCUUGUCAUUGUAUAA
This is a messenger RNA of Theobroma cacao (cacao), 1375 nucleotides long. Its product is annotated as RNA-binding S4 domain-containing protein. The record is from RefSeq and is a predicted model, not a curated record. Lineage: Eukaryota; Viridiplantae; Streptophyta; Magnoliopsida; Malvales; Malvaceae. Gene Ontology annotation, molecular function: RNA binding.